Molecule: messenger RNA, 1047 nt
Organism: Erythranthe guttata (spotted monkey flower)
Lineage: Eukaryota; Viridiplantae; Streptophyta; Magnoliopsida; Lamiales; Phrymaceae
Product: Mitochondrial import inner membrane translocase subunit Tim17/Tim22/Tim23 family protein
Biological process (GO): mitochondrial respiratory chain complex I assembly
Cellular component (GO): mitochondrion
Source: RefSeq, a predicted model, not a curated record
CGAAUUUUGAAUAAUCAUAGAUAGAAUUAAGAUUUGCGAUUUGAAAUCCGGAAAACGGUGCCGUAUUGCUAUUCAGCUUCGAUUCGGGAGGUUUUUCGGUUAGGGUUUAGUGUUCUCACCUUUUCUUUAUUCGAUAGCAAUGGAAGCGCCUGAAAAACAAGAAGAAACAGUCAAUUAUAGGACCAAAAAAUUGGCUGGGACUGUCAAUUGGGGGACGGCAACUGUUGUUGGAGUAUUUGCUGGCUUGCUUUACGGUGGUAGCAAAGAGGCUUCUGCUUCUGUCAGCAAGGAUGCAGAAGUAUUACUGAAGCUUGGAAGCACUUCAGAUAAGCGUGAACAACAUCGACUUAUGAGAGAUGCAAUGGAGAAAAGAUUUCUCCGAGUCACUCGUGGUUCGCUAGUUGGUGGAAUUCGCCUCGGGAUGUUUACUGCCGCCUUUUACGGUUUGCAAAACCUGCUUGCUGACAAUCGAGGCGUGCAUGAUGUUUAUAACGUAGUUGGAGCUGGUUCUGCUACUGCUGCUACAUUUGGUCUAAUCAUGCCAGGUUCAUUCCGUUGGCGUUUGAGAAAUGCGAUGUUAGGUUCGGUUUUAGGUGCAGCAAUCUGCUUCCCACUUGGUUGGCUACAUUUGAAGCUUGUUGAGAAAGCAAAUGAAGGUACUGCUUCUGAAGUUAGUGAUACCUCGGAAACGAAGAGCAAUAUUGUUGCUGCAGUCGAGACUUGAGACAGGAACUUAAACGAAUAGGACUAUUUUGUCGAACUGCAAUAACCACGAUAUUCUAAGUCUCAACGGGAAGUAAUCGGCAAAGGCUGAAGCAGGCUGUGCUGCCCUUGAUCUUGCGCGUGCGGAUAAUUAUGUUUAUAAGCAGGGUGGCUAAUUUCGACUGUAAAUUAGACAUAUGUUUGUACUUUUUUGAGAAUAAUGCUAGUAGCUUUAUGCCGAAAUGAUUUAUUGGGAUUAAGCGCAUCGAGAAUAAGACAUAUACUGCAUUGUAAUACGUGUUCUAAGACAAAAUGAACAAAUAUUAAAUUUGACGUGUUUUCCCU